AUGAAGGCCUUCACACUGCUUGCCUUGGUGGCCCCAACAAUCGCCGAAGAACUACUUGCCCGCGGAGGGGGUGGUGGUGGUGGUGGCGGCGGUGACUGGGGUCAUGGUGGUUCUACGACUGAAGUCGUUUACACUACGACCACUGUUUGCCCUGUCACAGCAACAACUACUGCUGGUGGCACUACCCAUGAGUACACAUACUGGACCACCUCCACACAGACUAUCACAAGCUGCCCUGGAGGAGAAUGCGGCGGCGGCGGCGCCACGGUCACUGUUCCUGGUCCAACCGAAUAUACCACCACUACUGAUGUUGAAAUCACCUACACUACCGUUUGCCCUGUUACGGAGACAGUCACUGGCCCCGGAACGACCUACACAAAGACUUAUGAGACUACCUCGGUCGUCAAGACGAUUGUGCCCACAACCUACUAUGAGACAGUACCAGGACCCACCAGUUACGAAACAACAGGUGUCGUGGACUACACAACCAUCACUUCCUACUGCCCUGUCACAGAGACCAAGACGGAGGGUGGUAGCACCUACGAGGUCACAUGGACUUCUACUUCGACUAUCGUGACUCAGGUCCCUACCAAGGUCUAUGAAACGACACAGUUGCCAGACAAGACCAAGACAGCGGAAGUUACUGAUUACACCACUCUCACUUCGCUUUGCCCUUACACGGAAACCGUCACAAAGGGAGGCAGUACCUACACAACUGUCAAGACCAGCACCCAGACUAUCGUCACACAAGUGCCAACAACCAUCAAGGAGACAGCUUAUACUACUUCUCUGACUACUGCUUACGAGACUACGGAUGUGUAUGUGACAACUACUCACCCAGAGUACUCUUACACGACUAUCAUCGAGGGUUCCACCACCGUCGUAACACAGACUGGAACCAAGUAUAUUUCAGUGACCCAGGUGCACACGACCACGGCUGUCAUCGCCGUGACCGAGACAAAGCAUCAAGAAGUGACCAUCGAGACCACCGUGGGUUCUGCGCAGACCAUCUCACAGUAUACCACGUACCUCGUGACCCAGAAUGGCACAGUCUACUCGACCAGGUCGCUGCAGCCGACCACGGUCCAGGUGCCGACGACUGCCACCACUUCCAACGUGGUGACAGCAACAACGGCGGCCACCUCUGCACCGGUGGUGACAGCUGGUGCGAACUCGCAGAGCGGCCCGGCCGCGGCCUUGUUGGCUGGCUUCGUUGGUCUUGUGGCGCUCGUCUAA
Molecule: messenger RNA, 1236 nt
Organism: Diaporthe amygdali
Lineage: Eukaryota; Fungi; Ascomycota; Sordariomycetes; Diaporthales; Diaporthaceae
Exons: 7
Coding region: 1-1236 (411 amino acids)
Source: RefSeq, a predicted model, not a curated record